Messenger RNA from Protobothrops mucrosquamatus (brown spotted pit viper), 1267 nucleotides. RefSeq names its product zinc finger protein 501-like. Bases 32 to 1222 code for a protein of 396 amino acids. Gene Ontology annotation, biological process: regulation of transcription by RNA polymerase II. Gene Ontology annotation, molecular function: DNA-binding transcription factor activity, RNA polymerase II-specific; RNA polymerase II cis-regulatory region sequence-specific DNA binding. The record is from RefSeq and is a predicted model, not a curated record. Gene Ontology annotation, cellular component: PcG protein complex; transcription regulator complex. Lineage: Eukaryota; Metazoa; Chordata; Lepidosauria; Squamata; Viperidae. The transcript has a single exon.
UCAGGAGUCCUUUUGUUCAAACAGGUUAAAGAUGAUGAGCGAAGAAGAUAACCUGGUGAAAGAGGAGGAAAUUCUAUCAGAGGAGGAGGAUAACUUGGUAAAAGAGGAGGAAAUGUUCCUAAUUGGAGAGGAUGAAGAAUACCUGGUGAAAGAAGAGAAAAUAUUUGAGGAGGAGGAAGAGGAGGAGGAGGAAGAAGAGGAUGAGGAAAAUCUGGUGAAAAUAGAGGUGAUUCUCCCAGAGGAAGAAGAAAAUCUAAUAAAAGAGGAGAUACUUCUUCCAGAAGAAACUUCCCUGUUGGAAGAGUAUGAAAUCAAUGUUUUUCAAAUCCAAGGGGAUGAAAUACCCUGUGACAGUGAACUUGGUCCCGAGAUCCCAGGUUAUAUUCCAAGAAAGAGACAUUGUAAAACCGUGCCACGGGCAGGAGCUGUCGGGGAACCCAACCAAGCCACAGCCCGGAAGGGUGGAAGAAUCUAUAAGUGCCCCGACUGUGGAAAAAUCUUUAAGCGGUGUUCGCCUCUUAUCAGACACCGAAGAACCCACACUGGAGAAAAACCUUACGUUUGCCGUGAAUGCUUGAAACGUUUCAGUGACAGCUCAGCCCUUGUGAAGCACCAAAGAAUUCAUGCAGGAGAGAAACCUUACACGUGUCCCGAGUGUGGAAAGAGCUUUUCCCAGAGCUCAACCCUGAUUGCACAUCAGAGAAUACACACUGGAGAGAAACCGUAUAAAUGCCCUGACUGUGGGAAGAGUUUUAGUGUGAGCUCUAACCUUGUUGCUCAUCAAAGAAUCCACACAGGAGAAAAGCCUUUUGGCUGUCCUGUCUGUUUAAAAGGUUUCCUGGUCAGCUCCCACCUUAUCAGACACUUGAGAAUACACACUGCAGAGAAACCUUAUAUUUGCAGAGAAUGUGGCGAAUGCUUUACCCAAAGCUCUCAUCUUGUUGUUCAUAAGAGGAUCCACACAGGAGAAAAACCCUAUCUGUGUUCUGAGUGUGGGAAAAAUUACCGCGGGAUCUCCGAUCUGAUCCAGCAUCAAAGGAUUCACACAGGAGAGAAGCCCUACAAAUGCUCCGAGUGCGGCAAAUGCUUCAGCCAAAGCUCAUGUCUCAAGAAGCACCAGCGAAUCCACACGGGCGAGAAACCUUACAUGUGCCUCAGGUGUGGGAAGAGAUUUAACCGGAAUUCACAUCUGACUAGGCAUCAAAAAACCCACGUCGGGUAAUUUCUAAAGAAGAAUUACCUGCAAGUUCCUCUCUUAUUACAGCCC